GGCAGAGCAACGAUCAUGGUUUCGCUGGUACUCAGAGGCUUACGGGACUUGUCCAAGCGUGCGGAGACUUUCAUCUCGGUCCCGCGAAGACAUCGUCAUAAGAAGAAAUGGGCUGCUACAGAGCCCACAUUUUCUGCCACUCAACUAGCUCUGCAGAAUUUUGACAUGACCUACAGCGUGCAGUUUGGAGAGCUUUGGCCAUCAAUCCGAGUCAGUCUCCUCUCAGAGCAGAAAUAUGGUGCACUGGUCAAUAACUUUGCUACUUGGGAUCAUGUGAGUACUGAGCUGGAGCAGCUAAAUGCCAGGGAUUUUGUGAAUGAAGCGAUGUCCCGUGGAGAGCGGAAGCCUGAGGGUGACCAAACUGCAGCUUCACCCCCAGACUCUUGGGCCUAUAGUCCAAACCUUCGAUGCUUCACAUUUGCCAGAGGGGAUGUCAGCCGCUUCCCUCCUGCAAGGCUUGGCAGUCUAGGUGUCAUGGGCUACUAUCUGAUGGACGCUGCCUCCUUGCUACCAGUCCUAGCACUUGGCCUGCAGCCUGGUGACAUUGUGCUUGACCUCUGUGCAGCCCCUGGGGGAAAGACACUAGCGUUGCUUCAGACUGGCUGUUGCCGCCACCUUGCUGCAAAUGAUCAGUCUACUUCCCGUACAGCCAGACUACAGAAUGUCCUUCACAGCUAUGUGCCUCAAGAAAUCAGGAAUAAUAAUCAAGUUCGAGUUACCUCAUGGGAUGGAAGGAAAUGGGGAGAACUAGAAGGGGACACCUAUGACCGGGUGCUGGUGGAUGUGCCCUGUACCACAGACCGACACUCCCUUCAUGAGGAGGAAAAUAACAUCUUUAAGAAGUCAAGGAAGAAGGAGCGGCAGAUGUUGCCUAUGCUGCAGGUUCAGCUUCUCGCGGCUGGACUUCUUGCCACCAAGCCGGGAGGCCAUGUUGUGUAUUCUACGUGCUCACUCUCGCACUUACAGAAUGAGUAUGUGGUGCAAGGUGCCAUCGAGCUCCUGGCCAAUCAAUACAGCAUCAAGGUUCAGGUGGAUGACCUGACUCACUUCCGAAAACUUUUCAUGGACACAUUCUUUUUUUUUCCAUCCUGCCAAGUUGGGGAACUGGUAAUCCCAAACCUCAUGGCCAAUUUUGGGCCUAUGUACUUUUGCAAACUGUGUAGGCUGACAUAGCAUCACCUGGUCCCACAAGCUCUGGUGUUGGAAGACAGAGGGUAAUACAGUUGUGAUACAGAGAGUGUAUUCCCAUGAAAGUGCCAGAAACUGAGACAAGUGGCAAAGAUGGGUCCCAUCUUCAUCAUGUUCAAGUAGGAGUAUGUCUGUCCUGCUCUCCAAUUGUGGAGGCUCAGCAGGUUUCUAAUUCACUUGUGCUCUCCACCUUUAAGUCUGCACUAAAGUUUCCCACCCCAUUUGGGGUUUAAGAAAAGAAACCAGGUAGCAGACCCACACUUUAAACUGUUUUUAAAACUUUUUUAUAAGCCUUUAGCCAAUAAAAAUGUUGAUUCUACAUUGA
This is a messenger RNA of Erinaceus europaeus (western European hedgehog), 1513 nucleotides long. It is a transcript of the gene NSUN4, whose product is annotated as NOP2/Sun RNA methyltransferase 4. The transcript is spliced from 6 exons. Gene Ontology annotation, biological process: rRNA methylation. Gene Ontology annotation, cellular component: mitochondrial large ribosomal subunit. Bases 16 to 1173 code for a protein of 385 amino acids. Gene Ontology annotation, molecular function: methyltransferase activity. The record is from RefSeq and is a predicted model, not a curated record. NCBI's taxonomy places the organism in Eukaryota, Metazoa, Chordata, Mammalia, Eulipotyphla, Erinaceidae.